Lichtheimia ornata is the source of this 1974-nucleotide messenger RNA. RefSeq lists its product as uncharacterized. Lineage: Eukaryota; Fungi; Mucoromycota; Mucoromycetes; Mucorales; Lichtheimiaceae. The transcript is spliced from 2 exons. Bases 1 to 1974 code for a protein of 657 amino acids. The record is from RefSeq and is a predicted model, not a curated record.
AUGUAUCCAGAGAUCAAUGGUAUGCUUUCUCCUCCUACAGCAGCACCUACAUACCAUCGGGGCAAUCUCCAUACCACUGUGGACUACGUCUUUUGCACCCAUCACCUCCACUCCAUGAUUUCUAAUGCUCAGCAAUGGCACAUGUCACGUGCUUGGACUGACCAUGAGAUGCUGACAGUGGAUUUUCGAAUACACAGCAUGGACACCGGCCCUGGCUGUUGGCGUUUUAACCCACUGCUGUUGGGCCAACCUCCAUUUGAUCUAUUGUUACAGGAUACAGUGAAGGAGUACUUUACACACUUGGAUGAUGAGCUCAUUGAAAUGGAUCCACAAGCAUGCUGGGACAACCUCAAAGCGGUUUUAAAGGAAACAGCUAUUGAUUAUAGCUUCCGCCACCGCCAUACCACCAAACAACACUUUCGUACUUUACAACGUCGUCGACAUGUUAUCAUACAACAACAUGGUACUCGAGACCCACGACUGCCACCUCUUGAAAAAGAAAUUGCCAACAUUCAAGAACGUGUUACGAAACAAUUGUUGUUACGAACAGCAACCCGAUGGCACGAGGAAGGGGAACGAAACAACAAGUACUUUUUCAAAGUGUUGAAACAACGACAGGCCGCCACCACCAUCCACCAUCUCCGUGACCCACACACUGGUGAACUUUUCACCACCAUGGGUGGGAUAAUGCAACAUGCUCGUCACUAUUACAAGGAUCUUUAUACCCCUACCGAGAUUGACCAGGCCGCUGUUGAUAAGAUGUUAUCUUCUAUUCCUUCUUCAGUGCAAGUGACAGAAACACAAGGAGACAAUCUCAUGCGACCAUUUUCUUGGGACGAGCUUGUUCGAGUCAUUGAACACGCACCUUUGGGUAAAAGCCCUGGGAUGGAUGGUUUACCUUUUGAAUUACUCAAACACAUGCAAACGUGGGAACCGGUGAUCCAGCUGCUACUCUUAGUGAUGAAUCAAGCACUUCUUCACAACUUGUAUCCUCGUUCGUGGUUGUCAACUCGCAUGGUUUUGUUGUUUAAGAAAGGAGACCCACGUCUUUUGGCCAACUGGCGCCCAUUGUCAUUGAUUAAUUCGGAUGCGAAACUAUUUACCAAAUUGUUGGCGAACCGGUUACAACCCAUCAUGCAUCGCUUAAUCAACCCUUUUCAGACUGGCUUUUUGGCCAAACGACUUAUCUCAGACAAUGGUUGGGUGGUACAAAACCUCAUGCAUCAUGUUCGGCGUUUCUCUCCAUCAUCUCCAUCAGUGGGUGUGUUACUUGACCAAGAAAAAGCUUAUGACAGAGUACAUUCGGAUUAUCUUCGGCAGGUAAUGACAAGGUUUGGAUUCCCUACUCAAUUCAUUGAUUCCCUCCUCCACCUCUUCUUCUCCACCUCUAUCUCCCUAUCCAUUAAUGGAUGGCUAUCUUCUCCCGUGUCUCAACUUCGUGGAUUACGUCAAGGUGAUCCUAUCUCUCCCCUUCUAUUUAACCUUGCCUUUGAACCCCUUAUCCGCACCCUUAUGUCCGACCCCUUAUUAUUAGGAUCACCUUUGACUAAUCCAAGCAUGACCAAAUGGAAUCACCGUAUCCAUUUUCGUACUAACUUGUAUACACCACACAUUCCACCAAUCAAAGUAUUGGCGUAUGCUGAUGACUUGUUGGUAUUCCUUCGUACACCCACCGAAUGGCAAUAUCUAUUACAACAUCUUACGACAUACAAAUUGGCGUCCAAUGGCAAAGUUAACCUCAACAAGACCGUGGUUUUCCCACUUUCAGGUGAACCUAAUCCCUCAUGGCAACACAUGUUACACACGAUUAAUGCCCAAUGGCAUGAUCGUACUUCUCCAACGGCUUUGACAUACCUGGGAUACCCCCUCUAUCACCAUGAUCAACAUUUGGAUAGCUUUUUGAGCAGCCUUUACACCAAGCUUGAGACUCACGUACACCUACUACAACAACAAGUGUCAAACACUGAUUCGUAA